Molecule: messenger RNA, 5547 nt
Organism: Perkinsus marinus ATCC 50983
Lineage: Eukaryota; Perkinsozoa; Perkinsida; Perkinsidae
Exons: 2
Coding region: 1-5547 (1848 amino acids)
Biological process (GO): DNA integration
Molecular function (GO): zinc ion binding; nucleic acid binding
Source: RefSeq, a predicted model, not a curated record
AUGGAUACUCACCCUGAUACCGACCCUCAUGGCGGACCAACAAGUUCGUCACAUUCUACCGGGAUCCCCUUCCGCGGGGGCCCACAAGCUUCUGCUGGCAACGAUCCUAGCUCUCCGAACGGCGUCUAUGCUGGUAGUCUUGAAGAUCUUCGCUCUGAGCUGUACGAUGUCGUUGGUGAUCUAGGAUUGAAACUGGAAGGCCUCUCCGAGCAACUGCGUGUAGCGUCUAACGCCUUACCCCCACCGACCUCCACUCCGGUUCCACCAAAUCCCAGACCUGUUCCCUCGCACACAGAAGGCUGUUAUCCGGACACGAUUCUUGAGCGAUCCUCUCAACGCUUCCACGAUCGUGUGAAUAAGGUGCAGAAGGCAUGUGAGUCUGCGAAGAAGGUUGAAGGUGGUGAAUACCUCGGCAUGGGCGAUCCGCGUUCACUGAUGGUGUGGGCUCAGAGCGUGAAACAGGCCCCGCUGUACCAAUUCGGCGAUGCCAUAACUCGGUAUUUCUUCGUACUGCACAAUCUGAGCAAUGCUGUUGAGAGCAACGUCCUUUGUGCUAUCGACCUGGAGCAAGGGGAACAGGCUGCCUUCAACAGUCACGUUGACUUUGAGCGGCACCUAGAUUUGGUAUGGAAAUAUUUGUGUCGUGAAUAUACUAAGUCGUGCUCGGGUCUCUUCGACUACUAUCAGUCACUCCGUAGUCUUCAGCUUCUCGAACCUGGCCACCGACACUUCGAAGCUCACCUCUCCAAGUUCCGCUCUCUGGUCAGAGCCAUUCAGACCGAGAAGCAUUGCCCGUUGGACGACAGUGAGAUCAGCGCAUUUUGGUUCGGCAGUUUAACGGUAUCCGGUCAACAAGAUAUCCUUCGCGCUCCUCGUCAUGAGGUUCGUACGUUUCCCCUCAUGUGCGAGAGAGCACGUAGUUUCUAUGAUGCCGAGUGUAUGUCCAGUUCUCUCGGCAAGCACGUUAGCAUAGUCCAGUCUGGAGGCUCCUGCUCAGCUCCCCCGGUCCUGCCCCCUACCCCAGCUGCGCAAGCUCCCCCCUCUCGCCCAAGUGCCCGAUCGACACCUACCCGCUACACCAAUGAUCCUACAGCUCAGAGACCUGACGACACUUGCAGCGACCCCGCCAUCUUUUGCUUGGAGUUCCUCCGCAAGUUUAAGUGUCAACGUUGCCUAUCCCACGCCCAUGGCACUUCUCUAUGUCCCGAGAUUCAGGUUGCUUUCUUGAAUCUCCGCUGUCCGCAAUGUGGUGUACAUCAUGAUCGGCCGGUUGGGAAUCCGGCUGCUCACUGUGCCGGUGUCCAAUGUCAUAGGUGUGGCGGCAACGGCCAUCUUGGACGAGCUUGCCCCUGUCCCGAGCCGUCUAAAAAACGCCCUCGUACGACUACUGAUUCUCCCAAAACAGUUGAUGUCAAUGUCGUACAUACCAACUCUGCCUCCAAGGACUGUCGAUUGCAGAUGUUGGAUGUUAAGAUCAGUAGCGGGGAUGACGAUACGUCGUGUCCGGCUCGUGGGCUCCUCGACUCUGGUUGCGAGGUCGCCUUGGUGUCUGCUGAUGAGUUCGACCGUUGGCAACGAGCUGGUUUAUCCGUCUCGCUGACUUCUGAUGAGACUACCCUGAUCCCUUUCGACGGGGUACAACGUCACAAGGUCCUAGGUCGUGGUCAUAUCAAGUUGAUUCUAGACGACUCAACGACUAUCGAUCUCAUCAUAAGAGUGGCCUCACAGCUCGGAUAUCCCCUGAUCCUACCCCUUGAUAUCCUUCGCCUUGCCGGAGGCGCGGUCUGGGUUAUCGGUGAUGGCCACACUGACAACGGCGACUCUAUCCUCUUGAGGCCUGACAUUCGCGGCCUCUUAAGGCAGGCGGUAGAUCCCGGACGUGACUUGAAGCAAAUCGGCCUGAGUACUUAUGUUAUCGACUCUCUCGACGGCUCGUUGAGAGCAAAUUCAGUUGGAACCCAAUGUCCUCGACGAGACGAGGAUUUCCUCGAUGACUAUGCCGAUGUACCCCGUCACGCGGAUCAAUUACUACCGGUGGCACUGGUUCCUGACCGCUCGGCUCCAGACGGGCGACCUUCGAUCUCUAUCCCUUGGCGUUCAUCGGACCGGCCAAAGCCCAACUUUGCUCAAGCUAAGGCUCGUGAUGCUAGCGUCUUGAGACGACUUGAUCCUCAGCAACGUCGACAAUACGAGGCGUGUGUCCACUCGCUGAUUGUUGAUAAUACCGCGGUACCUAUCGACGGCCCGUCCGAGACCGCUUCGUAUUUCAUCCCUGCUGUGCCAGUUUUCCGACCAUCUUCUACAACACCAGUUCGGAUCUGUUUGGAUGCUAGAGCUAUCAACCACUAUAUCGAGCCCUGUUCUAUCCGUGGGCGAGCAUCAGGCAGUCUAUGGUUCUUCCUGGUUAGCUGGCGCACUUGUCCGUUUUACCAAGUGUGUGAUCUGCGCCAGGCCUUCUUAAGGGUCCACUUGUCGGCACACGACCAGCCUCAUGUCUGCAGUGUUAUAUGCUCGAAGCCGGUUCGCUACGUCCGCCUCCCCUUUGGACUGAGUUUCAGUCCCCACGGGUUGCACUCAGUCACAACUUGGUAUAACUCAUCGUGGAGAGAGGAUGUGGCCAUGAACGGAGGUACGCCCGCCCAACCCCGACCCUUCAGUGUGAUCAAACCCCCGACCUCAUGCCCCCAAUCGUCGGUUGCGAUGAGUACCCCGACUUGUGAAAACCCUAUGCCCGUUGGUCCAAUCGUCCCACUAAAACUGGAUAUUGUAAUCUAUGUCGACGACUACUGUAUACGAGGAGCGGUUUUCAUCGAGGUUGUCUGUCAACACGAAUAUACGACGUGGCGUUUGCGACGACACGGUGCCGACUGUACUGAUGAGAAGUCGUUUAACAAUGCCAGUCCGUCACCAGCGGGGAACUACAAGGGAGUCCUGGGUUAUUCGACUGACAUUGGCAUGGACACGGUGUGCUUCCGUUAUCCUGAUCCACUGCCUAAGUCGACUCCUGCCCGUGUCACGCGGCGCCAAGCUGUCUCGUUGAUCAACCGGUACUAUGAUCCCUUGUCACUCUUUAUGGAAGGGAGUGCUCCAAGUCGGUUCAUCCUCGCUGAUAUUAACCAGACAACUUCGGACUGGGAUACUCUCUGCAGCGUAGGCGACACUCAAGCUCUCUAUGACUGGUUGCGUACCGUAAAUGAACAGCAACCGGUGCCUCGCUUCGUUGACCUCUCGGACAAUCUCAAUGUCUUUGCUGACGCAUCUCAGCUGGCAUUUUGCGUCGAUGUGAGAGGUAUGGGUCCUUCUUACACUAGGUUGUGCGGUCGUUAUGGUCUCUUCCCGCCUGCUCAACGGACCGGUCAUACUAUCGUUCAGAAGGAGCUUUGCGCGCUCCACCUUGCUCUCCAGUUGUUGAGCGAAGUUGACCUAGUGCUACAGGAACAUGGACCGCGGCCAGCGACAUACACUGUGUACACGGAUUCCGAGAUCAAUCUCCAUCGACUCCGCCAAGGCCCCGUCAAGGACGAUAAGUUGGGUCGCUAUGAACGUCGACGGCUACGACUCAUCCGUGCUGAAGUCAUCAAGCUGACCAUGUCCGGUGUCCCUGUCACUAUCAGGCAUAUUAGUGGGUCUUGUAACCCGAGUGAUGUCUGCACGAGAAGACCGACUACUGGUUCUGUCCUACUGCCGACCGACCCCUCCACCAUCGACAAGGGUGUCCGAUUGAGUCCCGACUCCUUCGCGUAUAAGGCGCCCCCGGAGGGGUUGGAUGGUUCUCACCAAGUCAAUGCCAUCCAAACAGAAGACCAGGUUUUCGACGACUUCGUGACUAUCCAGAUGCUACGAGAUGCACAGAACUCGUCCGUUCGUGUAAGUGCGAUCCGACAAGCUGUCCUGGAUAAGAAGGAUAAGUACCACAAGAUCAACGAAGACGGUUUGGUCGUGAGAGUCACUGCCCUGGACAUCCCGGAUGACACGGAAACCCCGACUUCUGUGUUGGCACAGAUCUUAGUCCCGGACGUCUCUCUGCAAACACGGCUGGCGCAUGCCGCCCAUGAGUUCUCCCAUCGUGGUCGUCGAGGUACACUUAACCUCCUUCGAAAGUCUUACUUCUGGCGUAAGAUGAGGACGACGGUCAAGCAGGUCUGUGAUCGAUGCCAACCCUGUCAAGUGAGCAAGUUCGACCACAUUGCUCGUUGUGCUCUUGGCUCUACCGUACCAUGGGCAGGAUGCCUGGGCAUCGGCCGAGUCGCUACAGUAGACGUCACUGGUCCUUAUACUCAUAGUUUGCGAGAUCUACAAGGACAUUUACCAGAAAGCCGACCGAAUUUCGGAGUAACAGUGACCGAUCUGAUGACGGGCUAUACCCGAGGAUGUACGACCAGCACGAAAUCGUCAACCGAGGUUAGCCAAGCCCUCAGCAUUCUGUUCGACAGCUCCGAUUGGGUGUCCGUGCUCAUCGCCUCUGACCAGUGCUUCAGGUCGGCUGAGUUCCGCUAUUGGUGCCAUGUCAAUAAGAUCUCUCUGGUUCUGUUGCCAUCUCACUGUCCGAGCCUGAUGGGUCACGGUGAGAGAGUCCACAAGGAGAUUCAUAAUUACAUGCGCACAGUGGCUCAACAGUCCGGUGUGUUGGACGACUGGACUACCAAUUUCCAUCGGGCUAUUCGGGUGGUCAACACCUGCCCUUAUACCGAUUUUGAAGGCGAUGGUGGCCUUUGUCCUCACGAUAUGCACUUCAUCAACAAGGCCCGUAUCCCUGAGACGGAACCCUUAGACCCGACCCUAGGCGAUAAGCUGUAUGAUGGCCUCGACUCAGCCCCGUCUAUAGUCCCUUCGGAUGUAUAUGAGGACAUCUGCGCUAUCCGCCAGCAGCGUUGGUCUCAGUUCAAGUCUGGUUGGUUAGAUCGCCGCGAGAAGACCCGGCUCGAGACUCUUCGCCGACCUGGUAUGCCUGAGGUCAACCCUGGUGACUCUGUAUAUGUAUGGCAACCGAUGACUAAGAAGUUGCUCUGGAGAUGGCGAGGUCCAUAUAUCGUUACGGCUGUCGACCAUUCUAUUGUCACUAUUGACGGUAAGAACGGUUUGGAGGAGAAGGUCUACUUGGGUAACUGUCGCAAGGUUGAAACCGACGAGGCUAUUUCAAGAUACCCUGAGGAUCCAGCUGAGGACGAUCAUGACACUGAACUCGACAGUGUGUUCCCGUCCCCUACUGAUGGUCCUACGCCCGCGGUAGGAAGCCAUCACUCUGCGGAGUUGGCUCCUGUUGAAUCGGGCCCUAUGACGACCGUUCCCUCCAGCACCGCUGUCAUCGAUCCUACUCUGGACUCGAAAUAUCGUCAUGCUCACUCAAGGAAAGGUCUGGACAUCGCACUCGUGGAGUCCAAUGAUGAUGGUCAUUAUGAGGUUGUGUACGGAAGGGUACUUGCGCUAGAUGGCCAUCUCGUGACCGUUCAACUCUACGUAGCCAACUGUGGCUCCACUGUUCCAAUCAAUCUUUUCUUGGAGGAUGCCACCAACGAGAUCAAUGGUAUCGAAGAUGGACUCUCUUGA